UCCGCGUACAGCCUCGAGUUUUCAUGAUGGUUUUGACACAAGAAUCCGUCCUCUUUUUUCUGAUAGCGGAAGGGGGCAAAGUGAGGAAAUCCGACUUGAUGGUGAAGUUCAAAGGUUCAUUAGACUGCGACAAUCCCGCAGAGAAAGAACGGAACAGGGAGCUUUUCAAGACUUUUGUCAACAACGUCGCCGUCGUCAAAGAAAUCGACGGCGGCCGGUAUGUUGUACUCAAGAAAAUGUAUCAACAUUUGCUGGACCGUGCCCAGACUGCGGAUAGUUCUGUGGACCAGACUGAAAAGGUCCAGGUGACAGGUGAGCAGCAGCGCCCACAUGCGCGGAGUGAGAAGACUGAAAGCCCUGGGGACGCAGGAGGGGAGAGAUUAGCUGUUUCUGAAAGUGGUCAGGAACAGGCAAGUGGUGAAAGUAGUGAAAAUCCUACGGAAUUACUUUCUCCUAUACAGCUGGCAUUGCAAAUGAGCAGCUAUACGGAUGUUAGAGUUAAAAGGAUGCUGAAUUUUGAGAUCCAAAGGCAGGACACAAAUGCAGAGAAAUGCCCAAGAAGGGGUGCAGUAAAUGAGCCCGCCAGCGUCCAGAGCAAACCAUAUGGCUUACCUCUGAGAGUGCCCCCCAGUGCCACCAGGGUCGAGAUGCGCAAACUGAAGGUGGACCCAUAUGAGCCCCCUGGCAGUCCAAAGCUAGACGCCCUCAGGAACAAGAGUAGGCCCCCUCAAGUGGAGACGGGGCGCAUCGUCAGCUCACCACAGCUGAAGAGGUCAGCGGAGAGCACCAAGGCGUCGGAGGAGCCCAAAGACACAAGGGUCGUCUCCUUGUUCCCCCUGGAGCACUCAGAGCAUGAAUGGCUGGUCAAGUGCGCCGCGGGCCACUGGAGACAGGUUUAUGGUCUGCUGCUGAGAGACAACCAGCUGGCUGAGAAGAGGGACUUCAUGUCAGGGUUCACCGCCCUGCACUGGGCAGCCAAAUGUGGAAACAUCGAUAUGCUUGUGAAAAUUAUCGACGUAUCCAAGCAAGGAGGAGUUGACGUCGACAUUAACGCAAAAACACACGGCGGAUACACGCCUUUGCACAUUGCUGCCUUGCACAACCAGGAGUACAUCAUGGCCAUGCUGGUGGGGGAGUACGGGGCCAAUCCAAGCAUCAGGGACAAUAGCGGGAAGAAGGCCCGCCACUACCUGCACAAAGGCAUUUCUAGGACGGUGAGAGAGAUGCUGGGCGAACCCAAAGCCCAGCAGGCUCAGGACAGGGCCCUGCAUGAGAAAGAGGAGCUGGAUCUGUUACCGGAUCUCUCAAAGGGCUUGCAUUCAAUAAGCCGUCUCUUCCAGCCCCACGUGACGGGCAACAAGAAGAAGCACAAGCAGAGGCCCGGAUUAUACUCCCUGAGCGACGACCCCCGUGAGGAACGAGAAGAGGGCCGCGGCGCCUUCAGACACAGAGUCGUGUCAGAUGUUUUAAUGUAAUGUAAUGUACGACUCCUUGCUUUUUAUUUAUAUAUAUUUUCAUAUUUACAUAAAAGAUGGAAUUAUUAUCAGAUAUGAUAUGCAGAGUUUGGUUGUGUGGUCAAUGGGGAAUUCUUAUUCAAGAUUUAAAUUUAUGGUGGCAUCAGGGCACAUCUUCUGGAGCUGGUUGAUUGCUUCUGAGUUACAGACAAAGAGUUUCAGUUUGAGUUUGUCACCUGUAUGAGUUUUAUCUUUCUCAUUUACAGGUUUGAAUAAAACAUGAUUCAGAAAAUGUUCCAGAAGGUCCUGUGAGUCCUCUUAUUACUCACUGUCUGUGGUCCCCUGAAGGCACCAUCUCCUCAGCCUGCCUUUCUGCAGUUCACCUUCAGGAGAGGCUUAAACUCAGAAAGGCAAACUGAGCUGAACAAUAUUACAGAAAUAAUGUUUAUUUUGUGAUGAACUUCCAGUUAUACUGAUUGUUAUGAACGUCCUGUUUUUUUUAAUUUAAGACUCUUUUUUCACCACAUGUCAGUGUCUGCACAUAACACUUAAACCAGUAAGGUUGCUGCAGGAAGAAAAAAAAGAAGAGGUGAUUAAUUUCCUUCUGUAAAGUUGAGUCAUAUAUUCACAUUCAUUGUGAUAUUGAACGGACUGCAUU
Micropterus dolomieu (smallmouth bass) is the source of this 2112-nucleotide messenger RNA. Its product is annotated as ankyrin repeat domain-containing protein SOWAHA-like. Gene Ontology annotation, molecular function: protein binding. Bases 24 to 1475 code for a protein of 483 amino acids. Lineage: Eukaryota; Metazoa; Chordata; Actinopteri; Centrarchiformes; Centrarchidae. The transcript has a single exon. The record is from RefSeq and is a predicted model, not a curated record.